Ylistrum balloti is the source of this 1719-nucleotide messenger RNA. RefSeq names its product heat shock 70 kDa protein 12A-like. The transcript has 4 exons. The record is from RefSeq and is a predicted model, not a curated record. The coding region runs from base 1 to 1719 and encodes 572 amino acids. Gene Ontology annotation, molecular function: ATP binding; ATP-dependent protein folding chaperone. Lineage: Eukaryota; Metazoa; Mollusca; Bivalvia; Pectinida; Pectinidae.
AUGACUGAGUUUACCCCUCUUAUCGUCGCCGCCCUGGACUUUGGUACCACCUAUUCCGGGUACGCUUUUCAGAUGAGACACGACUACGAACGAGAACCUUUGAAGAUCAGCACAAAUUCCUGGAUCGGCAGCGGAAAUUUGAUGUCACAAAAAACCCCGUCUUCAGUGCUCCUCUCACAAGACAAAAAAUUCCACUCCUUUGGAUAUGAAGCCGAAAAUAAGUAUUCUGAACUGACCGAGGAAAAUAAUCAUACGGGCUGGUUGUACUUUAAACAAUUUAAAAUGCUUUUACAUAAUAACAAGACACUUGGUCGAUCCACCUUGAUAAAGGAUAUAAAUGGCGAGGUGAUGCCGGCGAUGACCAUCUUUUCCAUGGCGAUACGAUACCUGAAGGAACACCUGAUGACCAUGGUCCAGAAACAGGUACUAAGCGACGUGGGGGAGGACAUGAUCGGCUGGGUUAUCACCGUCCCGGCGAUCUGGGACGAAGGCGCCAAACAGUUCAUGAGGGAAGCAGCACAAGCUGCUGGUAUAUGCACAGAUCAUCUCCAGUUGGCGUUGGAGCCGGAGGCUGCCUCAGUGUAUUGUAUGAAGGAACAUACUAUUUUGGUGCGCGAAAAACGCAUUGGUCAAGCACUGUUCGAGGAGGGCUCCAGGUUUUUAGUUGUAGACAUGGGAGGUGGAACCAUUGAUAUGACAGUGCACGAAAUAACAGUAGAUCAGUGCAUCCGUGAGAUCCGACGAGCCUCGGGAGGGGCGUAUGGCGGUACGACAGUGGACAAGGCUUUCCUAACGUUCUUGCAGCAAGUGUUUGGUGCCGAAAUUCUGGAAAAACUCAUGCAGGAUGCAAUGACAGAUUACCUCGACUUGUUUAGUGAGUUUGAGAUGAAGAAAAGAACGUUUAAGUCUGGAUCAGGGAGAAAAUUUGUGCUUCAGAUUCCAGUAAAAUUGAAAGACUUGUAUGAGAGAAUGACAGGUAACAAGCUAGCCGAUAGUAUGACAAAGUUCUCAAAAAGUGCUUCUAUAAAAAAAAACAAAAUGCACAUAGGACUCGAGAAGUGUACGGAGUUUUUCAGUGAAGCAAUGUCAGGGACAAUGAGUCACGUCCUAGAGGUUAUGAAUGACGAUAUCACAACGGUAGUGUUGGUUGGUGGGUUUUCCGAGUCAUCUCUUGUACAAGCACAAUUUGAAGAGAUGUUUCCAAACAAGGUCAUCGUCUGCCCGCAGGAUCCCGGGCUUGCUGUUCUCAAAGGUGCCGUAUUGUAUGGAUUUGAUUCGCAUGUCAUAAAAUCCCGAGUUAUGAAGUACACCUAUGGUAUAGAAUUAAAUAAAGUGUUUGAACCAAAACUACAUUCACCUCAAAAUAAAUUCUGGUGUCCGACCAAUAACCAGUGGUAUUGUUGUAAAUGUUUUGAUCCGUUUUUCAUGGCAGAACAAGAAGUGGAGGUUGGCAGCAUUGUCACAAAGUUCUACAGUCCGGGACCCAAUCAGAAUGUGGUAGAAAUAACAGUUUACGCCUCUUUCCAAUUGCCGACUUACGUUAACGAACCGUCCUGCUUUAAAAUCGGCAAAAUCACGGUGAAACGCCCUGCCCAGGGUUGGAAUCCACAGGCGCUACUCCAGGUUGACGUAAUGUUUGGAGGAACAGAGUUCACAGUGAAGGUUUCAGACACAUGCCAAGGAUCGUCGUACGUGAACAAAUUCGACUUCCUUCAGUGA